Molecule: messenger RNA, 4794 nt
Organism: Sitodiplosis mosellana (orange wheat blossom midge)
Lineage: Eukaryota; Metazoa; Arthropoda; Insecta; Diptera; Cecidomyiidae
Gene: Nep3
Product: endothelin-converting enzyme homolog
Exons: 10
Coding region: 889-3231 (780 amino acids)
Biological process (GO): protein processing
Cellular component (GO): plasma membrane
Molecular function (GO): metalloendopeptidase activity
Source: RefSeq, a predicted model, not a curated record
AAUUGAAGAAUUCUUAAAAGAUGUAAGCAUCUCGGCGUGAAACUACUAACAAAUCCGUAUCCUCCGUCGCAUUAUCGAGAGCAUUCUCGGGCAAAGUAGAGUAACAACGUGUGUCUUGUCGGAUUUACUUGUCGAUCAACACACACGGCACAAUACGCUUUUUUGCAUUUUCCUUCGUCCGAAGAGAACGAAGGAAAAUAAAAAAUUGAAAUCAACGACACGACGUGCAUUGAAUAAGAGUUAAACAAAAAUGUGCGCGUGAAACAACGAGAAUAAGAAGGAAAUUGCGUGAAUUUUCCGCAGUGGUAUUUGUUUUCUUUUUCUCUUAUGGUUUGUUGUUUUGUUGCUAGUUCAUUUCGUGUGUAUGUGUGUGUGUUUGCGAAUCUUAUCAAAGAAACGAUAGAGAAAAUUUAAAUAUACGGGGGCCUAUUUCCAAAAUGUGCACCAAUUCGGUGAUAUGUGCAUACUAAAAUCGAUACCCGCUUUUACAUUACCAUCGCGUAUCGUUCUUGUUGCGUUGUAAAUUAUCGAGGAGCUGCUGGUCGCUACCGAAACGACAACAACGACGACUACGACGACACCACACCAACAUAGUAAUAUACAAUAGUAAAUGAACCAUGUAUAUUGCGAUGAAUGGAUGAUUAAAUUGAUAGAAAACCGGACUAAAACAUAACUGCACAACAAUUCGCCCAAGUAUUUCGACCACACUUCCAACUUGUACCAGAGAGAGAUUAAAGCCUAUUUGCCAGACGAAUAAUUCAGGUUGUUUCCAUAGUCGAUUUGCGACACCACGUUUGGGACAAAGCAACCGAAAAGACAGACCAAGAGAGGCAGAGACAGAGGGAGGACGAGAGGAAGAGAUAGAGGGACGUGCGGCUGAAUUGAAGCAUGUCGGUGAAAAUGACCCGAUACAAGCAAGCCGAUUUUGCUGAUGAAGACACGAGCAGCAUUGGCUCGAGGUCGAUACAUUUGAAUGAAACCACAACCAUCCCGUCAAUGCACAUACGCUAUCACACAACACAAGGAGUCACUUUAUGGCGAACGCGAACCAAAUUAGAAAAGUAUUUAAUUAUUGCAAUUUGUACGUUAGCUAUCGCAUUUAUCGUUUUCCUGUUAUGCACUCGAUCGCCCGGCGAUGCACACUCUCAAUAUCAUCAAGGCAUAAGUCCCUGUUUAAAGGAGCCAUGCAUUCAUGCGGCCAGCGAGAUACUGAAUUCAAUUGACCAGAAAAUUAGUCCAUGCGAUGAUUUUUAUGGUUUUGCCUGUAAUCGUUGGAUAAAAUUGAAUCCAAUUCCCGAUGGUAAAUCAAUGUGGGGCACAUUUGGUAAAUUGGAGCAACGCAAUCAACUGGUGAUAAAAAAUGUACUCGAACGACCAAUGACAAUGUUUAAAUCAAAAGCUGAAAAGAAAGCAAAAUUGUACUAUGAAUCGUGUUUGGAUGAAAAUGAAACGGUUGAAAAACUUGGCGCCGAACCAAUGUUGAAACUAAUUCAUAAUAUCGGCGGUUGGAAUGUGAGCAGCAAUGCAACGAAUAAAUUCAAUGCGGCCAAUUGGUCACUUGAAGUGGCAUUGAAAGUGUUGCAAAACAAGUAUAAUAUGGGCGGUUUGUUUGGAUGGGCGGUUGGUGAAGAUGAUCGAAAUUCGUCGCGACACAUUAUUCAAAUUGAUCAAGGUGGCCUAACGCUUCCGACCAAAGAGAAUUAUUUAAAUAAAACGGCACAUGCAAAAAUUCUAUCCGCUUAUUUGGAUUACAUGGUCAAAGUGGCCGUUCUACUUGGUGCCAAUGAAACCGAAGCCACACGACAAAUGCAAGCGGUCAUCGAUUUUGAAACGAAAUUGGCCGAAAUUACCGCGCCACCAGAUGAACGACGAGACGAAGAGCUUCUUUAUCAUCCAAUGACAUUGAAAGAGCUACAGGAAAAAGCACCAUUGAUCGAUUGGCGGGCACAUUUCGAAGAUGCGCUACGAAUUGUUAAACGCAAAGUCACCGAAAAAGAGCGAGUUGUCGUUUAUGCGCCCGAAUAUUUGGAGAAAUUAACCGUUAUUGUGAAGAAAUACAAUGAGACAGACGAUGGCAAAAUUGUUUUGAAUAAUUACUUAAUAUGGCAAACGGUACGUUCGUUUACUGCGUGCCUAUCGAAACCGUUUCGUGAUGCGUACAAAGGUCUUCGAAAAGCGUUAAUCGGUUCGGAUGGCGGUGAAGAGCCAUGGCGAUACUGUGUAUCAGACACAAACAAUGCCAUCGGCUUUGCGAUUGGUGCAAUGUUCGUUCGUGAAGUGUUCAAUGGUGAUGCCAAGCCACAGGCUGAAAAUAUGAUCAAUAGCGUACGUGCAGCGUUCAAAGAGAAUCUAAAAAAUUUGGAAUGGAUGGAUCCGGAAACGCGUAAAUUGGCUAAUGAAAAGGCCGAUGCCAUUUCCGAUAUGAUUGGUUUUCCCGACUACAUUUUAAAUCCACAAUUGCUGGAUGAACGAUACAAAAUGCUAGAAAUCGAUCCAAACAAUUAUUUCGAAAAUAACGUGAAGCUGAAUGUGUUCAAUUUGAAGAAAAACUUGGAAAAAUUGGACCAACCGGUGAACAAAACUAAAUGGGGAAUGACACCACCAACGGUCAAUGCAUACUAUACACCGACCAAAAAUCAAAUCGUUUUUCCCGCCGGCAUUCUGCAGCUUCCAUUCUACGAUAUCAACAAUCCGAAAAGCUUAAAUUUUGGCGGAAUGGCCGUUGUCAUGGGUCAUGAGUUGACGCACGCAUUCGAUGAUCAGGGUCGUGAGUACGACAAGUACGGAAAUUUACAUCAAUGGUGGAACAACAAAACCAUUGAACGUUUCAAGGAACGUGCCAACUGCUUCACCAAACAGUACAAUCAAUACGAUAUCAACGGGAAACAUUUGAACGGAAAACAAACAUUAGGUGAAAACAUUGCGGAUAAUGGUGGAUUGAAGGCUGCCUACAAUGCUUAUAUCAAAACAAAAAGUGUCGAUGAGAUUGAUGUAAAUCCGUUGCCCGGUAUCAAUAUGACGCAUCGUCAACUGUUUUUCGUUUCGUUUGCUCAGGUAUGGUGUUCGGCAGUGACUGAUGAAACAACCAAUUUACAAAUUGAAAAAGAUCCGCAUUCACCGCCGCGGUUCCGUGUAAUCGGAUCAUUAUCGAAUUUAAAGGAAUUUUCGGAAGAGUUCAAUUGUCCACUCGGUUCGCCGAUGAACCCACGCGAAAAAUGUGAAAUGUGGUAGGCGUGCAAGAACGCGAAUCUGGCACAAAUGUGCAACACACACACACACACGCACACACCAAAAUUGGUGCUUAAAUUCGAUCGGUAAUGUUGCAACAUCUUCAUUUUAUUCGCAGUGGAAUUAAGUUAUGCAUUGCGCACACACACUAAAUACAAUUAUUAUUAUCAAAAGCGGAAUAAUAGUCAAGGAUAACUAAAGAAUCCGUUUGAAAACUAUGUGAUCAGCAGAAUUGUUUUUUUUUUCAUUUAUGACUAAUUUUUUUGGUCAACCGGAAUAAAGGAGACACUGGAUAGGAGGCUCUUGUUGUGUUAGUUAUUCGAAGAAGAGAGUGUCUGUAUUGAGCGUUUGAAUCUGAUUCGUUCGAUGGUUUGAAUAUAGAGAAUCAAACUCCUUCGUUUUAUGGUUAAUCCUCCUUGGCUUUUUGUGUAAUUUAUAAAAACUUAGUUUUUAAAAUUAAUAUGGAUAUUAAUGUACCUAAUUUUAUAGCUGCCAAAGAAAAAAAAAACAAACAAACAAAAAGCACAUGGAACAAACAAUUUUUUUUCGGAAGAUAGACAAUUAUCAUGAUUUAUUGUAUAUUUAAUAGAAGAAGAAAAAUUAACUGUUUUAAUGAGACAUUAACAGCAAGUGUGACAUUUUGUGAAUCUGGCAUAGAGAGUGUGUGUGUUUGAUUAAUGUCGUAAAUGAUGAUGUCCAAAAUAUGAGGAGCAACGCAGAAAAAACGAUUCUGUUCUUUUUCUAUACAUAAUCGUGAUGAAUAUGACACCCAUAGAACAAAAGAAUAACUUUUGAGCUCUUUAUCCAUAACUGAGACGAAAAUGUCCAGUAAUGGAUAAAGAGCUCAUAAGAUGUUCUUUUGUUCUAUGGGUGUCAUAUGUGUAUGUUGACAUCAUCAUCAACCUAUAAAUAAAUAUAUGAAAACAAUAUAUAUAUAUAUAUAUAUAACAUGAUAAUUGGCGAUGUGAUUGUGAUUCACACACACAAAAAUUAAUUUUAUGUCAAAUGUAAGGGAAUGUGUGUAUUUUAUACAUAAUGAAAAAAUUAUAUUUUAUACUAAAAUAAGGAAAACAACAGAAACACGAGAGAAUAACAACAGAACACCAUAUGCUAUACAAUUCUGGAUAAAAGUAAGACGAAAAGAAGCACAUAAUGCACAUUUAACAAGCUGACUAAGCAAAAAAAAAACACCAUAUUUGUUUCCUAAUCCAAAAAGUCAUUUAAAGAGCAACAAAAAAAAGCAUUUAAAAUCUAAGGAAUAAACUCAAUCAAAUGCUAAGCCAAUUGAUCAUCCAUUUUAUGUAAACUAUUAACGCUCACCAAUGCACACAAUCACACACACACACACACACAACACAGAUUUUAUCAACAACAACAGCAAUGCAGAAGAAAAAAACAGCAGCACAAACAUUUAUCAACCGGAGUCGAUUAUGGACGAUUAAGAAUUAAAUUACGCUUGUACAAUUAUUUUAACGUUUUACAGUUUUAUUUGGACAGAACAUGUUUCUAUUUAAAAGAACUAGCACAAACAACAAAACAAUAAAAGUACCAAUCAUUCAGAAUGAA